Messenger RNA from Symbiodinium pilosum, 621 nucleotides. The record is from the annotation of a GenBank genome assembly. NCBI's taxonomy places the organism in Eukaryota, Dinophyceae, Suessiales, Symbiodiniaceae.
GCCAAUCGACAUCAUGAAUACCAACCCGCAGACAUCUCAGAGGCUGAGCUGAUGCAACAUGCGCUGAGGCUGUCAGAGUUAGAGGCCCAACAGCGCGGUCAUGUUGUGGCAGGCUCGCUUCUUGCAGAUCAUCCUCUGCAGGAAGACUUCCGAGAUGAGGACGACGGUUCUCCGCAAGAGGCGGCAGAACAGAGAGCCAGGUUACGUGAAGAGCAGGAAGCCGAGUACCAGGAGAGCUUGCGGAUCGAUCGCGAGCGCGCGGAGCAGGAGGCUCUAAGGCUCAAGGAAGAAGAGGAGAGAAGGAGACAAGAAGCGGAAGAGCUGGAGUCCAAAGCCAAGCAGGCAGAAGCGGAGGAAAAAGCACGGCAGGAUGACAUCGCUCGAAAGUUGGAGGAGGCCAAGAGCAUGAUCACUGCGGAGCCCCCUCCCGAUGAACCUGGCCGACUUCAGUUCCAGAUCCGCACGCCUGAUGGAAGGAGGCUUAAGAGGGCCUUCCGACCUGAGGACACCAUUGGCCAGGUGUACGCCUAUGCCUGUGUCGAAGGUGGCGAGGUCCUGGCAACACGCGAGUUUCGGCUGGUGGAGACGAUGCCGCGCCGGACCUACGAGGACGUCAACUGA